UAUAGCGGGGCAGUAUAAUUAGACAUUGGAAAUGUCAGGAAUAGUUGAGAUUUUAUAAUUUCCCAAAAUACCCCCUUAGUGACUUUUAGUGGUUUUUAGUGUUGAAGGGGCAAAAUGAUCAUUUUGCCAAUUUUUGUUUUGUCUUAUAUGGUUUUAAUUAAGCUAAAUAAAUCUAUUGUUGAGUUAUAUGUUUGGCUGAUAUCUAUACAUUUUACUAAGAGCGGAUAUGCCCUUCUAAGAAAAUCGUAUAACCUUUUAUUAAAAUUCUAAUUAUAUCCUUUUUAAAAUUUCAAUUAUAUCAUUUUAUUUUUACUAAAAGCUCAUUGUCAUGUUUAUCCUAUCUCAUAGUCUAAUAUCUCAUAGUUUGUUUGAUGCUCUCCUCUCUCUUGUCAGCCACUACUAAAAUCAUCAAGAUUUAUAUCUUCAUUUUGGUUCUGAAGCUUCAAAACUCAGAGUUUUAUAGCAAAUCCUAAAGUGUAAAUGGGAGGUAUUAUUUAUAAGAUGGGUGAUAAAAUAAAAAAGAGAAGUUGGUAUAGCAACUUAACUGAAGACAAAAAAGAGGAAAUUAGAAAAAGAAAAAGGGAUGUCUAUGCAUUAAAGAAACAUCAAGGCAAAAAUCCAACACAACUACAACACCCUAAGGAAGUGUGUGUUUCUCCCACCAAUCCUCAAUGUCAAAUGAUUAAGAGAAGGAGACAUACCAAUUACCCAACAACUUUUGAAGUUGGUGAGAAUAGUUUUUUGUUAUGUUGAUUUUCUUUAACCAUAAAUUAACUUAAUUUUGUAAAAGUUAUUAAUAUUUAAACUUUUUAUAGGUUCAACAUCAACAAAUACCCAUUCAUAUGUUUUGAAAAGAAACCAUCAUGUUUCUACUUUACAAAAUAUUGUUGAUAAACCUGAUAUAUUGAAAUCUGAAUCUAUUUGUAAAUAUUGUUUUGCAAAGAAAUUUAAUUAUGAGCCAAAAGGUUUUUGUUGUGCAGAUGGAACUAUUUCUCUAUUGUCUAAUAAUGUCUGUGAUGAAUUGUACAAUCUUCUUACUUUACCAACUGAUGAAGAAAAAGAGUUUCAAAAAUAUGCACGCACUUACAAUAAUACUUUUGCAUUUACAUCAUGUGGUAUUAAAUAUGAUAAAAACCUUUGCAAAAAUAAUAAAGGUGUUUAUACAUUUCGCGUACAAGGACAAAUUUACCAUUUCAUAAAUGAGUUAUUACCAUUUGAAAAACAACUUUCUCAUCUUCAACUUUUUUUUAUGACACUGAACAAGAGUUAGAAUAUCGAUUGCACUCUUCAACCAAAUUUAACUUCUCUAUCUUAACUAAACUUGUUCACAUAUUGAAAGUUAAUCCUUAUACUAAAUUCUUUAGAAGCUUAAGGGAUUUUCCUAAUUUAGAGAAUUAUAAGAUUAGAAUAAGAUUAGAUGUUGAUCUAGAUCAAAGAGUGUACAAUAAUCUUUCAGUGUCACAAGUUGCUACUGUAUGGGUGAAUGAUGAGUCAUUAGGAGAACAUAGAUGGCGAGAUAUUACUGUUACCACUGAGGCAGGAUUCUCACAUAAGGUAGACUAUUAUUAUGGCUGCUAUGAUCCACUACAAUAUCCUUUAUUGUUCCCAUAUGGAGAAAGUGGAUGGUGUCGAGGAAUAAAAAAGAUUAAUCAUAGCUCGAAAUCCCAACCUCAAACAAAGUAUGAUGAAUCAGUUGCUUUAUCGGUUAUAGGGUCACCCACUGAUUUAUUACAAAAAGAAUUUGUUAGAAAGCAAAAAAAAGAUGAAGUUUGUUGUAGAAAAUAUUAUUGUUACAAAUUACAAAUUAGAGAUGGAGAAAAAAUAAUGAUCUUACGAGCAGGCCGACUUUUGCAACAAUAUAUUGUUGAUAUGUAUGUUAAGCUUAAAACAUUUAGCUAGACUAUUUUCGUUUAAAGCAAGAUGAUAUAAGAGCUGACCUAUAUCAGGGAAUCAUUGAUAGCUUAGAGAUGGGUGAGAAUCAAGGAUCUAAAGUUAGACAUAGAACUGUUUUGCCAUCAUCAUUUAUUGGAGGUCCUAGAGACAUGAGAAAAAGAUAUAUGGAUGCAAUGGCAUUAGUACAACGAUUUGGAAAACCAGAUAUAUCCUUGACUAUGACAUGCAAUCCGAGCUGGUUAUAAAUAAAAAAAGAAUUACAAGAAAAUGAUGAAGCUCAAAAUCGUCCAGAUUUGGUUGCAAGAGUAUUUAGAGCAAAAUUAGAAGAAUAAAAAUCAAAGUUAUUGAAAAAACAAAUAUUUGGACCUAUAGCUGCUUCUGUGUAUGUAAUAGAGUUUUAAAAAAUAGGACUUUCGCAUGUUCAUUUUUUUACUAAUUUUGAAACCCAGUGCAAAAAUAUAUCCACUUGAAAGUUAUGACAAAAUUGUUUCUGCUGAAAUUUCAAAUAAGCUUGAAAAUCCUCAUUUAUAUAGAAUGGUUCUCCAACAUAUGAUACACGGUCCAUGUGGUCGUUUAAAUCCAAAAAAUAUUUGUAUGACUACGAAAGGAAAUUGUAGAAACCAUUAUCCCAAAUCGUUCUACUCAAUGAUUAGCCUUGGCCAAAACUCUUAUGCUAAUUAUAAACGUCGUGAUAAUGGAGAUACAAUUAGUAUAAGAAAAGUUAUUUUAGAUAAUCGAUGGGUUGUUCCAUAUAAUUCUUAUUUGCUUGCGAAAUUUGAUUGUCAUUUAAAUGUCAAAAUAUGCUCAACUAUAAAAGCAAUCAAAUAUUUGUACAAAUAUAUUUACAAGGGCCAUGAUCGUGUUGCUUUUAAUGUAACUUUACAAGAUGACACAAGUACAAUUAAUGAAAUUGAUAAUUUCCAAUGUGCAAGAUGGGUUUCUCCUCCUAAAGCAGCUUGGAGAAUUUAUCGAUUUUAUUUAAAUGAAAUGCAUCCUGUUGUUUAUUCGCUACAAUUUUAUCUUGAGAAUAAACAAUUAGUUAGUUUCAAAAACUUUGAUAAACUCUCUAACAUAGCAAAAUAUGAUUUAUAUUCUAAAUCUAUGUUAACAGAAUAUUUUAGAAUGAAUAAAACUAAUGAAAUUGCUCGUACAUUGCUUUAUAAAGAUUUUCCACAAUUUUUUGUUUGGAUCCAACAAUAUAGGUUAUGGGUAACUAGGAAAAAAGGAAAUGUCAUUGGUAAAGUUAUAUCUGCUUAUCCAACUGAAGGUGAAAGGUAUUAUCUAAGAUUAUUGUUGAACCAUAUUAAAGGCCCAACUUCAUUUCUUGAUCUUAAAACUGUGCAUGGUGUUGUGUGGUGACAACUUAUAGGGAGUCUGCUUUUUUGCAUGGGUUAUUGCAAUCUGACAGCACACUACAAGAAUGUUUAGAAGAAGCUAGCAUGUAUCAAAUGCCUUAUAUUUUUCGUUGACUAUUUGCUACUAUUUUGAUAUUUUGUAAACCAUCUAAUCCUAGGUUGUUGUUUCAGAAGUUUGAAAAUGUUACGUCAGAAGAUUACACAAAUCAAAAACUUUUUGUCGCUGAUGUUAGAGUAAAAGUAUUAAAACAUAUACGAUUAGUUCUAGAAUCGAUGGGUAGUGAUAUUAACGAAUAUCAAUUAGUCGAUCAUCAAAUUGUUGUUAAUGAAAAUGGAAGCAUUAUGAAAGAAAUUAAUGAUUAAUUGCAUAUAGUAGUUUCAGAUGCAGACUUGUUGUCUAUAUCAUUACUUACCUUAGAACAAAAGCAUGCAUAUGAUAUAAUCAUCAAUAAAAUUUAUGCUAAAGAAGCAGGAAUAUUUUUUGUAGAUGGACCUGGAGGAAUAGGAAAAACACAUUUAUAUAAAUGUAUUCUAGCUACUGUUAGGUCAAAAGGUUUGAUAGGGCUGGCAACAGCAUCAUCUGGUGUAGCUGCAUCUGUAUUAACCGGUGGGCGGACAACACAUUCAAGGUUUAAAAUUCCUCUUAAUAUAGAUAAAGAUGUCACAUGCAAUGUUAGUAAACAAUCAAGCUUAGGAAAGUUGCUUCAACAUACGAAUUUGAUAAUUUCGAAUGAAGGACCUAUGUCUCAUCGACGAGCAAUUGAAGCUUUAGAUCGAAUGUUACAAGAUAUAAAUGAGAAAAAAGAACCAUUUGGAGGAAUAGUUGUAGUUUUGGGAGGAGAUUUUAGACAAGUCUUACCAGUUAUUCAAAGGGGAGAAAAAGAGGAAAUUAUAGAUGCAAGUCAUGCUAUGUCUUAUCUAUAGCCCUCAUUUCAUAAGAUUAUAUUAACUAACAAUAUAAGAGCUAAAUCUGAUCCAGAGUUUUGUAAAUUUUUGAUACACAUUGGAGAAGGAUUAGAACCAACUGAUAAGAAUGAUAAAAUACAAAUUUCAUCUUCUAUGAUUAUUCCAUAUGAAGAAGACAAGGCAUUAGAGAACUUGAUAGAUAUUGUGUUUCCAAGCUUACCCCAAUAUUAUCAAAAUAUUAGUGAAAUGAUUGGUCGUGUCAUAUUAAUACCUAAAAAUGAUAAUGUUGAUGAAAUAAAUAAUAUGCUUAUAAAUAAAUUCCAUGGUGAUGUUGCUACAUAUUAUAGUUUUGAUGAAAAAGUUGAUAUAAAUGAUCAUGUAUUUGAAGAAGAUUUCUAUAAUAGCUUAGUACUAAGUGGAUUUCUUCCACACCAAUUGGUAUUAAAGAUUAAUUGUCCUAUUAUACUUCUUCGUAACAUUAAUCUAUCUGAAGGUCUAUGUAAUGGUACACGAUUAA
This is a messenger RNA of Cannabis sativa, 4671 nucleotides long. RefSeq lists its product as uncharacterized. The record is from RefSeq and is a predicted model, not a curated record. Lineage: Eukaryota; Viridiplantae; Streptophyta; Magnoliopsida; Rosales; Cannabaceae. Bases 2311 to 3252 code for a protein of 313 amino acids. The transcript has 3 exons.